GUAAUAUAGUCAAAACAUAUAUAGUUAAUGAUCCAUAACCAAAACAGGGUUUAAUCCUGUUUUCAGUGUUGAAACAAAUCACCAACGAGAUUGCUAUAGGUGAGCUCACUGACCAUUCACACAAACAAAAGCCAUUAGGCUAACAUGUGAUUGGCUAAUUAGCCACCAUAAAACAGAGUUUAUAAAAAAGCAAAACUACUGAUUUACUCUCACUAAUCCUAAAAAGAAUAAUACAUUACAGUAGCCAUAUAGUGUAUAUCAAACUGUUAGUUAUCUAUAUGGAAUCCAUCGCUACUUUCUUCUGAACUUCAAAAAAAGACUGCAACUGAAGAAGAAGAGGCAAACUAGGGUUUCUUCAGAUUAUGUUAAACGGUCUCCCACUUAUUUAACCUGACAUAUCGUAAUGGGCCAACCGGCCCGAUAUGGGCCUGUAUUUUGGGCUGUUUUGAUUUAUUAAACCCUGAAGGAAAUCAAAAACCUUCGGAGUCGGUCCAUUUCUCUUCAGUUCAAGCUCCGACACAAAUAAUGGCGACUUUGUUACGUCGGACAGCUUCACGGCUUGUCGGAAGCUGUAUCAAAAAUCGCUUUUCCGUAAAUCCAUUUUAUAACCAGACGACGUGUGCUCCUCAUGGACGCUUGCGACAUCUGACGCCGUCUAUUUCUCGUAACAAUCACUUCACUACAUCUGCCAGAAAGAGAGCUUCCUCAAAUGAUCCUCUUCUCAGAGUGAUCGAAGCUGAGAUUGGAUUCGCCGAGCAAGCCGAUGAUUACAAUCGAGUUGAAGAAACUCCAAGUGGUUUCCCUUUCAAAAUGGAAGACAAACCAGGGACCAAGAUCGUGACUUUGACUAGAGAUUACCAAGGAGAGAGUGUUAUAGUUGAAGUACACAUGACUAAUCUUGUGACAGGUGAUAAAGGAGACGACGAAGAUGAGGAAGAGAGUGAUGAAGAAGAAGAAGAAGAUGAGGAUAAGCCAGAGAAGCCUAAGCAAUCUAAUGUUCCUCUCUUGGUAACACUUUCCAAGGAGACAGGACCAAGUUUGGAGUUCAGAUGUACUGCGUUUCCGGAUAAGAUUGUGAUCAAGGACAUGUGGGUUACGUUUCCUGAUGAUCCUUCCAAGGAUGAGCUUGCCUAUGAAGGCCCUUCCUUCCGGGUUUUGGAUGAAAAGCUGAGAAAGGCUUUCCACAGGUACAUCGAGAUUAGAGGGAUAACGCCUGGCAUGAUCAACUUCUUGCAUGAGUAUAUGAUCAACAAAGAUAGUAAAGAGCACUUACUGUGGUUGAAAACUCUCAAGAACUUUGUUAAGUCUUGAGGAAAACAUAACACUUUUUUUUUUCAGUUUUCAGAUGCUCUCUGUUUUCAAAUUUCGUACUUGAAACACAGUUAUGUUCUGUUUGGAUCUAUUUUAUAUAAUAAAAAUGAGUA
This is a messenger RNA of Brassica rapa (field mustard), 1424 nucleotides long. RefSeq lists its product as uncharacterized. Lineage: Eukaryota; Viridiplantae; Streptophyta; Magnoliopsida; Brassicales; Brassicaceae. The record is from RefSeq and is a predicted model, not a curated record. Gene Ontology annotation, cellular component: mitochondrial matrix.